Molecule: messenger RNA, 3099 nt
Organism: Schizophyllum commune H4-8
Lineage: Eukaryota; Fungi; Basidiomycota; Agaricomycetes; Agaricales; Schizophyllaceae
Exons: 7
Coding region: 217-2799 (860 amino acids)
Biological process (GO): DNA-templated transcription
Cellular component (GO): nucleus
Source: RefSeq, a predicted model, not a curated record
UACUGUAUUUGCCGAACCGGUGACGACGGCAGACCGAUGGUCUAUUGCUCCCAGUGUGAUGACUGGUGCGUCCAUGCUGCCUGCGACAGAUGUUUGCGCUGUCUCACUCUGCACAGGUACCACUUUGAAUGUGUCAAUCUCACCGAGGACGAUGCUGCCGAUAUCAACGUUUAUGUUUGUCCACCAUGCUCAGAAAGUACACACAGACAGACUGCAAUGACAUGGGAAGGCCCGGAGGCCGUCGAGCCCGUCGAUGAGCGCGAGAGCAAGCGAGCGCGACUCCAGCGGCUCGCGCAGAAGAAGGCCAUCGAGACCAUAUCCGAGGACGAGGAGAGCCAGGAUGGCGCGUCGAGCGAGGACGAGUUUGUCGUCGAGUCGUCGACGAGGUCGAAGGGGCGCAAGAUGGCGAUCGUGAGCGACGACGAAGAUUCUGGCAAUGACUCGGACCCCUCUUCCUCCCAUCGGCGCAAGCGCAAGCCCACGUCCUCCAAGCCGCCCCCUUCCAAGCGCAAGAAGACCCAGCCUGCGCGGGGUACGAGCACUAGCAUCGACGACGACCCCUUCCGCAAAUUCACGCUUGGCAAAUUCACAUCCAUAUUCAGCGAUAUUUUCCUGCGUUUCCCUCGCAUCGACGAUGUGGAGAAAGCGCCAGGCUUGCUGACUCCGGAAGAAACUGAAGCUGUGCGUGCAGAUGCGGCAAGGUAUGCAGAGGAGCUCGAGCGGGAGAUGAGCAACCUGUACGUGGAAGAGGAUGGGCGUGCAGGCGCCAAGUACAAGGACCGCUUCCGCAUGCUCACCGUCAACCUGAGCAAGAAGGACCGCGAGAUCGUCCACAAGCGCAUCAUCGCGCGCGAUGUCACUCCCGCCAUGCUCGCCGUCAUGUCCGUCCACGAGCUCGCAGACGCCGCGACGCAGCGCACCAUCAAGAACGCCGAGCGCGAGGCGCUCGACCACUCAACCCUGCGCAUCGCCACCGCGGCGGGCCCGCGUACGAAGAUGACGCACAAGGGCUUCGAAGAGGUAGAGGUCGACGGCCCAUACAACCCGCGCGAGGAGCAGCGCCAGGAGGAGGACAGCGCGCGCGAGAUGACGCAGACGCCUAUCACGCCUAGGACGCCGCAGGUGGAUCCGUGGGGACCAUCGUCGGCAGUUAUACAGUCGCCGAAAGUUGAGCACUCGGCGCGUCCGCCUCUGUUCAUGCACACGUCGACGGAGUAUCCGGUGGCGAGUGGGGAGCCGGAGCUCAACAUCGACGAUUUGAUCAAUAUUGACGAAGAGGGUAUGGCGGCGCAGACGUUGGCCCUGCCCACGCCUGUUGGCGAGGCGCCUGCGCAGGAUAUGGAAAGCGGUCCUCCAGUUUCAGCGUCUCCCAUCGAGCCUGUCAAAAGCGAGUCUGCGAGUGUUGAGCCUGAGACCAUGUUCGACCUGAACUCCUUGUGGUCUGCGCCGCAAGAAGACGGCGAUAAUGAAGGAUAUGUGGAUAUGGACACCUCGUCGAACGAACUCCACGAACCGAAUGGGCCCAUGGACGUAGAUAGCGGGCUCCAUGAUGGCGGGGACGCCGACUUCGAUAUGCUGCUGAACAACAACGUGGACACCUCGCAUUCGGGACGUCCGCCUACGCCGCCGACACCGGUGGCGUAUGAAGACACGCCGCAAGUAUGGUCAGGCAUGAUCAACAUGCCGCUCGACUCAGCAGUCCCUCAAGACACUCCCGUCGUCGCACGCCAAAUGGGUGGUCGAACCAUGGACGAAACCUCUCCGCUCUGGCAUACGCUCUUUCCAGCGGACGUCCUACGCAUCGACGGUCGCGUACCGGUGGACAAAUCCAGCGACUACCUUCUGCAAAGCCGCAUGAACCCCUCGCGCGAGCUGGUGGGCGUCACCUUCGCACCAGCAAGCGCAGAGCAUGAGGCGUCGUUCAAGGCGCUCUCGGAUUUCCUCGUAGGGAAGAGUCGCCAUGGACUGGUCUUUCCCUGGGGCCAACGCCCGAAAGAGCAUCACCCCGGACGAGAACUGUACAUUAUACCUUUGCAUGCGCACGAGCCGCUCCCAGAAUUCAUGGAGCUCAUGGACGACCUCAAGCUGCCCAGGGACCGCACCCGCGACUACCUCGUUGGUAUCUACGUCCUCAUCCGUGGCAAGCUUGUAGCACCUCCCCAACCGCCGCAACAAAUACAAGCCCCCGCGCCUCAGCAGCAGCAACCACCCGUCCAUACACCUACGCCUCCUUUCGGACCGACACCGACACCGACGUCGCAGAUGUACGCUACCGUGCCGCCAGUACCUGCGCAGGCUACCACGCCGCUCCCGCUGCCGAACCUGUCGAAUAUUCGACCAGAAGCCCUCGCUGCCGAGGUUGCGUCGCUCACUCCGGAACAAAUUCAGGCUAUGCUGCACACGCUGCAGGGGACGGCGCUCCUCCAAGCUGCUCAGCCGCAGCCUCCGCCGCAACCACAAUUUACACCCCUCCCGCUGCCUGCGUGGUCUGCUCCGCCGCCGCCUGGGGGCUACCCGCCUCAUGCUCCGGGCGGUUACACCCCUCCUCAAGGCGGCUAUCCCCCUCACGGCGCCCCACCAUAUCCUGGGCAGCCACCCUAUGGCGGCCAACCGCCGUAUAACCCAGAAUACGACGGCUAUCGAGGUGGAGGAGACCGCGGUGGGUGGAACAAGCGUGGUAGCAAUAGGGGACGUGGCCGUGGGCGAGGUGGUCGGGGCCGAGACGGGGAGAGGUUCAACAAGGCGGACAACGGGUGGGGAAGGGGUGGACGAGGUGGCGGACAGCGUGGUGGAUGGUGAAAGGUUGCUUGAUGGGAUGAUGAUAGGGGUCGCUGUAUCGGGGAGGUUGCUUGGUUUGCAUGGUUAGGAGACGUUGUCAGCCGUGAGGCUGGUGAGGGGUCGCUUGCUCGUAAUGAUUGCUGUUAUGGUGUGUCCGAAAAUCAAGGGGAAUGUGCGCGAAGAUCAUGUGCUCAUGUGGUGUACGAUAUGCCUCUAGUUCAUGCUUACUCUCUUACUGCUUAGUUCCGUUGUUCCUUUCGAUUCCUUUACUUAUGACUAUGCCUUCAAUCAAUCUGCUCAUCAGAGCUCAUUCAGCCCGAC